Molecule: messenger RNA, 4501 nt
Organism: Cygnus olor (mute swan)
Lineage: Eukaryota; Metazoa; Chordata; Aves; Anseriformes; Anatidae
Exons: 7
Coding region: 822-1757 (311 amino acids)
Cellular component (GO): cell surface
Molecular function (GO): signaling receptor activity
Source: RefSeq, a predicted model, not a curated record
AUGCCGGCACGUUUAUAGUGUACAGAAGUGCCCCAGGACACCUGGGCAGGUUGGCAGGUCAAGCCCGCUCCAUUUAGCACCAUUUAGAUGAGCUCCAUUUAGAUUCCAAAACCAGACUAGGCUGUUCAUGGUUGUGCUCUAAGUUAAUUUCCUCUGCUUCCACAGGGUAAAUUAGCCCACAUACAGCCGCACAGCACUGCAGCUGUACUAACACAAAUCUAGCUUUAAUAUUCCUGGGUGGCACUGUAGUACCCAGUGUGGAGAUGAGCAGUAAAGCAAGGGAAUCGCAGCUCUAGCCAGGAGGCUUAGGUCCUAAUUCCAGCUCUAACCUGUUGAGAGACCUCAUACAAGGCUGCCCACUGCUUCCGUGAUGCUGGGGGAAUGUAAUGCGUGUUCUCUAGCACUGUACAAGCUCUUUGGGAACAAGGAUACAAAACUUGCAUCUGUGUGCAAAACAGCAGGAAGAAUGAACACAUCCUACUGAAAGCUGCUCUGUAGUACAUCAAGGUGGCCCUAGAGACCAAAAAUAUCCGUUUCUUUCACAGCCACACAGCAUGGUUGCUAAAUAUGGCUAUCUAGAAAACAAUAUACUUAAAGCAAAAAAACAGCCAGUAAACAUGGUGCAGCCUUCCCACAUGGGAAGUAAUAUUAAGACUGUGGUUAAAAGAUGUUCUCAGUGACUCCAAACUGGCAUCACUAGGCAGCAGAUGACUGUAAAUGACAAAGCAAGUUAGCUUCCCCUACACCAGAGAAUUCCUCAGUGAUAAAGAAGAUCUGGGAUAAUUUUUUUCUCCGUGCCCUAAACCACUUUGUACUUCAGAAUGGGCGGUUUUCCAGCCCUGCUGCUCUUGCUGGCACUACCAGGAUCAUGCAUGCCAGGAGAGGACACACACGUGUUCCUGCAAGUAAAGGGAGACUCCUUCAGAGCUAACUGUUCAUAUGAUGUGCACAAGCAUUUACAACCUGUAACAAUAUUUGCAAAAACAGGGAAAUCCCUGUUCCUUCAUUGCUCCUGUUCUGUGACACCCAACGUUGGGAAGCUUCAGCAUUUUAUGUGGUGCAAAAUGGUGUCCCGAGCUAGAUGUCAACCUAUUAUCAGAGCUAACGCUGAUCAAAGUAUCAUUAAAGUAGGAAGGACUGAAAUGAUGAAUGACUUCUCAAGGAAAAUGAUUAGAGUGUGGCUGAAAAAUCUCCAACUUAAUGACUCAGGCGAAUACCAUCUUGAGAGCCAUUUCCAGGGGAGAAACAAACUACUGAAGAGGAUCAUGCUGAAAGUUUUGGGGGAAAACUGGAAACUGGAUGCCAGCCCCACAGAUGCCAGCAAAAAGGACCAGAGGACUCUUUAUACUGUCAUGGUGCUGAGUUCCUUCCUGGCUACAACUGCCCUUAUUGCUACUGUUACACUCCUUGUCACCAGCUACAUCAGAAGGAAAAGGGCAGGAAAAGGGAUGGACUUUAGCAGACAUCCUGAUUUCAGAAAAGGAGUGCUGCAGAAGGAUGGAAGAAAAAAAGCAAGUAGAACUUCAGAUGGGGAUAAGAAUGACUGCACAACAUAUGCUGUCUUAAGGCACCAACCUCAACCAAAGCCUGAAGAUGUUACAUAUGUCAACGUACAGCCUUCACCAAAAGUUCUCUUCCACCUUGAAGAACCACCAGGGAACUCAGUUUUCUCAGGGCCUGUAGAAUAUGCUACUGUUUUCUUCAGAGCCACAGCUCCACGUUCUGGAAUUGAAAAAGAGAAAAACAGGUCCACCUAAACAAAGCAGCACAAAGCCUUGGGUUUAUUCAUAGAAUUUUGCUGAACUGGGCUUAGAAACAAUCCAUUUGUAACCAGUUGCUGAAGCUGGGUACACACGGGAUUGCCCAGAUGAAAGCUGCUGAAAGGAUGAGACACAUGGAUGCACAAACCUUCCCUGAAAAAAUAACCACACUUUUCCAAUAGUGCAGCAUCACAAUUCAGCUAUUAGUAAGUAAACGUAGUGGAAGGCUGUAGUAUAUUUGCUUUCUCUAAAUUACUCUAUUUUUAAACAAUGAACGACUCUAAACCCAAAUACAGGAAACAGAUUCUCUCUCAUGGCAACAGAUCCAGUGCCACAGCCAGCAAUGGGCUUUGAGAUACGGGAGCAUGACACUUCCUUCUAGAGUUUUAACUUCAACAACACACAUAAAUAGUUGCAUAUAAAAUGUUAAUAAUUGCCCAUGCUUAUUAGGUCCAAAUCAGCAAAGUGGUAAAGCAUCUGCUGAACUUUAGCAGGUAAAAUUGUUUCAUGUAUUUCAGAGAGUCAAGGAAACAUGUUUAGUUUUGUUGAAAAAUUUUUCUACGUUAUAUGUCUUCAGUUUGAACAUACAAGUGCAGAUUUUAGACUGUAUGUAUAACUUUGGAUUUCCUUCCCUUCCAUGCUUGUUUAUUAAUGCUACACUCAUGCUACAGUAUAAAUCUGUCUUGACUGUACUACAAAUUACACACAUUUUGAUCAAAUUACUGAAUCCUGCUAUCAUAGUGAUACGUACAAACAUCCACUAAGGAUUAUGGAUAAAUCCCAAAAUUCAGCUAAAAUUCUCAUCUUAAUCCUGUGAGUUGGGCCCAAGGCUGCUGAAUAAGACACAAAAAUGGCUUUAAUUUGUUGAUAUUAAGAUUGGAAGAAGCACCAGCUUAGGUACUGCGUGGCAUGGAAAAAAAGGAAUGUGGAAAGGCAGAGAUGUCCAUGAAUCAUAUCAUGUAAAUGUAAACUUCAUCUUGCCUGUGGGUUCUUGUCCAGUUCUGAGGACAGAGAGAUGGGGCGAGGAGAGGGGAGAGAAGAAGGAACUUCUGUUGCCUGGUCUGAUGUGGCUACAGGACAUCAGGCACUUUACAACUGUAUCUGAGAUUAUUUUGUCUCUCUAUUGCAAAUUAUCUAAAAAAUAAAACUAAACAUAAAAUAAUAGCUAACAAAAUCAUUUUUUCCCUUCCUAAACAGGCUUACAUGAUUGCAUUCUUCACUUCCUAUACUGACUUCCUGUUUUCUCUUGCUUACGGUUAUUUCUUCUUUUUUUUUCUUUCUUUCUCACAACUGCCUUCACUAACUGCCUAAAGACUUACUGACUGACACCCUUAUGUUUUGGGGCAUUUCUGAGACAGCAAAAGCAUUUGUGUGGGGACCAUACCAUUAAGGUCUGAAUUACACACACCAGGAAAUAAAAAUAAUUAAUAUAAUAAGCUUCAAUAUACAAAUUCUAUUCCUUAUUUAACCUCUUUGAUUCUUUGAAUGCAAUUAAACUUUUUAUGCAUAAAUUCUUCACCUAGGCAAUGACACACACAAUAAAGGCCCUGAAGGCCUCAGAUCUUAAAAAAAUAGAAGUUAAAUAACUAAGUCAUGAUAGCAAGGCUUAUUGAUACACACUUCUGGUCUACAAAGCUGUAGAUAACCUUAUAUCAUAUGGUGAAAUUGAGGGUGUUUCUAGGUAUAGUUUAUCUCUACAGAUUGCACCAGUCCUCUGUCACAAAACACAAAUACGUAACUGGCUGUUUUAAAACAAAGACACAAGAAAUAUUCUCAAAUCUUUCCAAAUUUGUAACAUCUUACAGGUAUUUUCCCUCUGUGUAAAUGAAGCAGACUUGCUAGUAAUUUGACCUGCCUACAACAAAGGCAGCAUUGUUGGAACAACUAAUUUGCGUUGGCACAUUUGGUAGUUAUGUUAGUUAGCAUCAGCAGCACACUUAUCCACUUCUGCUAUAGUCAGCUGUUGAAUUCAGGAGCACUCUAAGUUGUGUACAAGCAGCCUCUGGACAUCUGGGACAUUACAAACCUGAACGUGUCUUCAAAUAAGCCUGACAGAAACAUCUACUCAGUGACCCUGCUCUGUAUUAGCUGCUGAAUAGUGAUGUAAAGUUGCACAUGGCUAAUGUCUCACAUAUCCUCCCAGCUUAUCUUUAAUUUGACAGUAGCAGGAAAUAAAUUUGCAACAUUCUAGGAACUGGGCAUAUGAGAUAGGGCACAGUGGACAGGAUGGAAGAGGACAGGAGUUUUUUUUCUAAGACUGAGGCUAUCUGUCAAUACUUUCCACUCCAGUGCCUCCAGACAUCUCCUCUGUCCUUUUCCAGGAAGUCUAGUUAAAACUCAUCCCAAAUCUAAACAUUCUCUGCAGCCUAUCCUGAAAUAUUUGUUUCUUCUUUGUCCACUUUGUCCACUAAGAGGACUGUUUUCAUCUCGAAUAGGUAGUAAAAGUAUAUCCGUAUGACUAAUGGCUAGGCAGCUUCAUCUGCUCACUACAAAGGGCUCUUGCCCUAAGUGAACUAUAAGAACAGAGCAAUCAUAUAAUCAAUUAUACUCUAGAGAUUCUGCUACAGUCAUCAUAGUACGAUGCCAUCUAAGUGCCUUCCAGCAACAGUUUUGCAAAUUGGGUAAAAUUUGCCAUAUGCAUGAGAAACCACAGAGAUUUGAGCAAAAGACAUGAAAAGCAUAAUGUUUUAUUAGCUACUACAUAAACCAUCCAGUUCUGCUCCAUGUCCUGAAAGACCCAC